Cadophora gregata is the source of this 5992-nucleotide messenger RNA. RefSeq lists its product as uncharacterized. The transcript has 4 exons. Lineage: Eukaryota; Fungi; Ascomycota; Leotiomycetes; Helotiales; Ploettnerulaceae. The coding region runs from base 1640 to 4555 and encodes 971 amino acids. The record is from RefSeq and is a predicted model, not a curated record.
GCCAUCACCAGACAUGAGCAGGUGGGAAAAAAUAAAUAAAUAAAAAUAAAAGAAAGGUAAGAAAGGUAGAGGUAAAUUUACUUACUUUGCUUGGGUCGGAAAGAAUGGAGCCUUCUCCCAUACACACACCACACAGCUCCUGCAUCGGCAUCGGCACAUCUACCUUAGCUCGUGGCUGUCUGGUCCCAUCGCGGACACGCAGCUUACGAACUCUACCUAUACUACAACACUGCUGGUCUGCUUUGGGCUCUUUAGCAAAGAAUUCGUUCUAUUCCAGACACCAAAGCUACUGUACAGUAUUAUUCCCAUCCGCUUGUGUGCGGCAGUGAACUUUCUUAAGAAGUACCUGAUCACCCUGGUAUCUACAAUGACGCAGCAGGAUCCUCGGAGCUAUAUGGAUAUUGAGAGAGAUAUAUAAGUCGACGGGGCAUUGGCUGAGAGCUCCAGCAAAUCGAAUUACUGAUCGCAUCAUAAGUCAUCCUUUCCGUGAGUCGUGUGCGGACCUCUUCUCAAGGCGGCUAGCUCAUUGUUCAUCCAACUUUUGACCUACCUACUACCAACUGCACCUCCUCCUGUCCUCUGCCCGAUGCCAAGCUCAGAUGCUGAGUGGUCAUCUCGAGCGUCAUCUCGAGCCUUUUAAUACACCCUGACACCAUUAAGACAGCGAACAUGCUCUCAUGUUGAGGUAGGGCUAUCCAAGAAAGCGGGACGAACAGCAAUCCGAUCUUGCGUCGCGAUGAGGCGAUCCAAUCCACUGUGCUCGAUUCUCAGCUACCUCUAGACGGCAUUUCUCGCAUGAGCUGCACUUCAUGUGACAACCUCACAAAGAAAAGAGUGCUUGCAGGCAAGGAUUCGACUCGUCAUAUUACAGUUCCUAAAAGAGACUGCGAGUGUAGACAAAAGACCAAAACUCCCAGGGCUGCAUAUUCGAUCGCUGGAAAACUCAUAGGGCUGUAGUCGAUCCACACCGCUUUUUAACUUCGCUGCCGUCAACUUCGGUCCUUAGCCAUCUCACUGCACCAUAACAUACCUACAGUACCUACCCUCGCUACCGUGUGUGCCAGGCCAGCCAGGCCAAAGGACGCUAGGUUCCGACCUCUCCCACGGCCAGCUCUCAUGCAGGGACGCCGCAAAAAUCUAAGGCCUCCUAAGCGGUGAUGUUUCGUUUGGUAAUGUUUAGUCUCGAUCCCAGAACGAUGAACUGGAGAGAGUUCAACCGCCGCCAAAUACUUUACAGACUUGGUGUCGGUUCAACACAAGAAGAAAUCUAUCUCUAGACCUUGCCAGAUACGGAUUGCUCUGGUGCGGAUUGGAAGUUCGAAUGACACUUGCUGCCUGACCCUACCUAGUUGGGCAGGCACGAUAUGGAUAUGGCACGCACGAUUUGCGUAACUGCCUACAAUGGCGGAGGUAGCGCCUCGAAACUUCCCAUCUGAGUCUGAAUCAUGGUCAGACUUGACCUCAACUCUUUUCUGGAAAUCCAGGGAGCAGAGCACGACGAUACUUCGACCGAGUGUUCCAGCUAUCAAUAGAAGUUCUGACAAAACAAUACCACGUCACUGAGAUUCACAUUCACAACCCGGUUGGCACCACGGAGACUCGAUACCGAACAGGAGGAUGCAGUGGCGAGUUACAAACCAUGCCCAAACUCUCCAAGAACCGUCAUAGACGGGAGUAUCACCGCAACUCGGAAGAUCCAGACCGUCGAGUUCACAAGGAUGCCUCAAGAGCGAAAGCUCAUCCGAAGCCUCCUCCUGCGAAGCUGCCCAAAGAGAGUCUGAGUAUUGACUUGAGAGAAGAUGACCAUUAUGUGCGAAGAUGGCUCGAACAAACCGAAACCAAUACCGAUCAAGACGAUGCCUUGGUAACGGGGGAAGCCCUGUUCAAGAAAGAAGCAAAGAGAGCAGCACAAGCUGAAGUCCCUCCCGUUCGUGCCCCCCUAGAGUCGGCACAUGGUUCUGGACCUUCGAAAAGAAGGAAGGGACACGACUCAUCAUCAGAUAGCUCGGUUCUGGAGGUCCAAGUCAAAUCCAUGUCGCAUCAGUCAACACGGGACGAAACCCAGCAUGUGAUUCUAAAUCAAUCUAAGAUGUACUCACCUCCACCUCGGAAGAAGCAGAGGGUCGCCUCGUCAGAAUCUGGACUGCCCAGUCACUCUUCGACGCCGAAUCAUCCUAAGGAGACAUUUGAAAAGAGGCCGCGCCACAAGACACGUGAAGAUAUAUAUGAACCUAAAAAGAAGAACAAGAAGCGAAAGAGGGCCAGCGGAGAAAGGUCGAGUAGGAAGAAGCGAGAGAGAAGGGGGGGCAGCAAGAACGCAGCCAAUACAGCCGGGGAUGAGCUGAUCCAGAACUUCCGUUCUAAAAAUAUUUCCCAAGAUCGCCUAACUAUUCGACCCUCCAAUGGUCUAGGUUUAUUCAACAACGGCCGGGCUUCAUCCCCCGCAAGACGUCGAGGGCUACCCGAUCUCGCUUUUUCCGAAAUGGAGUUUCUGCAACAUUCAAGAGCGCGUCCGCAGAGCGACAAGGAGAAUAUGGUCAAGUCAAGGUCUCGUGAAAAAGAGAGGGAGAAGUCAUCGAGGAUGCAAGAUGAGAUAUCGACAUUUUUCAGGCCAACCAGGGCACACUUACAGGCUGUUUCGCCCAAUUGUAGUGGUGCAGCGCAAGAUGUUUUCAGGAAAGAGCCGAACUUAUACUCCAAGCGACUGGACCCUGAAGGGGAUAGAGAUAAGUACAGAGACUCAGAGCCUCUUGAUCUUCGAUCUGAGCCAAGCAGAGACUUCGAAGUUGCCGGGCCGUUUUUCGAGAAAUACCAAGUAAGCCACGAUUACAAUGCUUCUCAAAGAGUCGAUCAUUCCACCAAUCCUCCCGACUCUUCAAGCAGAGUCUCGGGAAAAGCUACUACGUACGUGUCCUGGUCUGAAAGCCAGAGGUCUCCUGUUUCCACGUCACGACACGGCAGCUUUGAUCAAAGAAACAUCAGUCUCACCCUUGAUUCCGUUCGUCGUUCAAUAGAGAAGACUCGCAUUUUCAGAGGUACAGGCAUUGAAAAUACCCUCACCGUGGACUUGAAUCAGACGAAUGGAUCACCGGAAAUUUGCGAAAGACAUAAUUUAAGACCUGAUGAAGACGUUCAACGCGAUAAGUCAACUGACCAAUUAUCCACAGAAAGUAACAGCUCCUCAAAAGUUCGGAAUGACACGACCAACGAGCUUCAGCAAGAUAGAGUCAUGGGAUUGCCAGAGUUUCCAAUGCGCAAGACGCAAGCCACUCUGCCAGAGCGACAAGAGCGAACCGGAAAGGCUCUCUCCACAGACCAGACUGAGCAGAUAGACAUAAUUGAUCAGCGUGGUCCGAGCCGAAAGCGCGUUGUCAUUGAGUAUUUUGAUCCUACACUGGGCUGGCGUGAGGGUGCAUGUGCUGGCGAACAUAGCCAGCGGACAGGCGCCGGAGGCCAAAGGCUAAAUGAUUCUCAGGUAUCCAAGGCUAAGCCACUCACCCGCGAUGAAAUCGCAAAGAAAGCCCGUGUCAAAGUACCCAAGCGAUCAUCAACAACAGUACCUCUUCUACGAGAAACAAGUAAUGAGAAGCAGCUACCGGUCGAGAACCAAACGAAUCGCAGGAUGCCGUUCCUGAAGACUGACAGCGGACGUCUCCUAAACGAGGAUAUGCACCAAGUUACAAGCUUGAGAGUAGUAGUCAAUUCAAAUCAAAGACCAUUACUUAGCAGGGUCUCAAAUCCAUCUCUUCCGACUAUAUACGAAGACUCUGAUGAACAAUCUUUGGGCCAUGGCGAAGCACCUUUGUUGGAAAAUCAAGUGGCCUCACCAAUUGUCUCUCAGACAAGCCAAUCUCGCUUAAAUAUCGAGUUGAACAACAAUCCAACCCAUUUUGAAAGUCAAUUUCAACAACAAGGGGAAUCAAGUUACCAUGCGGAACAGGACGCCAGUCAGGAAGAUGAUGUGAGCAGCAGAAAUGUGACGUAUCUCGGGCUGCCUACGACCGGGGGGUGGCUGGGUACUUCUCUAAGUAGCACCACCUUUGGCAAUGCCAGUCUGCCACCCUUAGCUGGGGCCCAGUCACUAUAUGUACGGCAGAUGCAGCGACAAUCCAAUUUUUAUCACGUCGAAUAUGAUGGCUCGAAUAACGCUAUUGGUGAGGUAUCUUGGAAGUCCUCAAGUCCCGCGUCGCCUGCUUAUAAUGCGAGAGUUACUUACGAGAAUCAGCAACAUGGCCAUGAUUUGGCCGAGACGGCUUACUGUAUUGAUCAUGGCAACAGUAGGGAAAUGUACCAAGCAUAUGAGCAAGGUCUUAGUAAUGCGAAUGAGGAGUAUUACGAUGAGCUCGGCAACUCGAAUGCCGAAUCAAACGGUGCCAAUCAGGGUUUUCAUGAAAUAGGAGGCCAGAGUCAUGGAUGUCAUGAAUCCGAACAGACGACCUCAGAGCAUUUCCCAAUACCACAUCCAGAGUCAUCCCAUGGUUAUCAACAUGAUGAGUAUAAGCUCCGGGCAGAUAUUCACCAAAGUGGAUUUUGGCAGCCUCAUCAUUUCUGGUAGAGAUACCGUUGACUCGAAGCGACAUAAUAUGCCAUUGAGCAUGUGUACUUUUAGAUACUAGCCAGUACUUGGUGCAGAACAAUACCUACAUAACUUUACACAAGCAUCACCAUCUAAAGACAGAUGAAGACCAAAGCUGCGUAUAUGAGGAGUUUGGCUGGAGAGUCGGUGUUCUGUGGCUCAUAAUGAAAGCCAGUCUGUUCACACAUCUCUUCGUACCCAGACUCUCUACUCUGGUUCCUGGCCCUUCCACUUCUCCCUCAACUCCUUCACAUCAAAUCCACACCUCUCCGCCCUACCCACGACACUCCUCGCCUUCCUUACAACUGGCACAUCAAUCAUCUUCCCAUCUAGCGUCCAGGCCCCCCUGCCCCCUUUGUCCGCUUUCUCGUCCGCAAUAACAACCCUAACAGCCCACUCUACCUCCUCCUUCCCCGGCGCAAACUCCCUCUGCACCACCUCCAACUGACUCGGAUGUAUACACUGCUUUCCAUUAAAUCCCAACCCGCGUCCCUGCACACACUCUUCUUGCAAUCUCUUGACCCCCUCAUCACCUCUGAAACUGGUGCAGACUAAAUCUAUCGUCGAUGGUAAGGAGUACGCCCGCGCAGCCGUCACGAUUGCAGAGCGUGCGUACAGAAAUUCAGUGAGCGAGGGCGUCCGCGUGAGAGAGAGAUCGAGCGCGAAGUCUUCCGCGGCGAAGAUCAGACCGCUGAGGUAAGGAGAUGACGCGCAAAUAGACGAGAGGUUCAUUAUUGCCUCAGCGCUUUCAAUCAAUGCUAUGAUCUUGACUGGUUCUUGUUCCUGUUCACCCUUCGCUUUUCCAUCUCCAGGAUGUCGAGACGGCAAUUGAUGUCUUAAGACAUCCGUUACGAAAUGCAGAUCUGACGCUUUGUUUACCUUCGGUACGACGAUGGCAUCGACAUGUUUCGCUUUCAGGACUGUCGUGAGGUCGUCGAGAGCCAAUCCUGAUGAGACAGCGUUUAUGCGGACGGAGAGCUCGUUUAUAUUUGAGGGUCGAGUUGGGGAGGAGAGGAAUUCUAGGAGGGCUUUUCGAGCGGUGGGUUUUUGGGUGGGUGUUACGCUGUCUUCGAGGUCAUAGGAGACGGUGUCGAGGGGUGGGAGGGUUAAGGAUUUUUGGAGGAAUUUGGGAGAGGAUGCGGGAACUAAGGGGAUGUAUUAGUGCAUGUGCUUCCGCAUUGUUGUGGGCAUGUUGGAAGAGGGUGGAAUAAUUGCUGUUGUCUUCGAGGUCGGGGAGGAGAGCUUCCAUAUUGAGGGGUAGGCACCAUAUAAGAGAGCACGGCGGAGGAUACUGGACGUGGACAUAUUGCAAACAUCAAGUAGGUAUCAUGAAGGAGCUUCAAACCCUUCGAAGAGAACCAAUUUGUGAUUGAAGGAUGUAGAUUGAAGAUUUAUUAUUAUCAUGAAGUCAAUCCC